Messenger RNA from Papaver somniferum (opium poppy), 1236 nucleotides. RefSeq lists its product as uncharacterized. The coding region runs from base 1 to 1236 and encodes 411 amino acids. Lineage: Eukaryota; Viridiplantae; Streptophyta; Magnoliopsida; Ranunculales; Papaveraceae. The transcript has a single exon. The record is from RefSeq and is a predicted model, not a curated record.
AUGAGUGAUAUCCUAUCCAUAGAUACCAAAAAUUGGGAUGAAAAUUUCCUAAAUCAAGUCCUACCCAAAAAUGUCGUGCAGAACAUUCUUGCAAUUGAUCUGAGACAACAUACUACCACCAAAGACACCAUAUUCUGGCCGCACUCUAGUAAAGGAACACUGACGGUAAAAUCAGUGUAUGCGCAUCUGAUAAGAGACAAAGCCAUUCAAAACGGCCAUCCACCUCUCCCUCCACCAAACCCAAUAUGGAAGAGAAUUUGGUCUCUUGAUGUCCUCCCUCGUAUCCGUGUUUUUGUCUGGAAAUGCUAUAGUGGCAUUCUCCCAGUCAGUAGUAAAAUAGGAAGAUGGGUCACCACAGUAGACAAAACCUGUAUAAUGUGUGGCUUCCCUUCCGAAACUGAUGCACAUACCCUUUUUAGAUGCCCGUUUAGUCACGCUGUCUGGUUUGGAAUACAUUGUAGAGUAGAUACAAAUACUGCAAAUGUUCAAGAAUGGAUUGAAUCUUGGAUUACAAACACUCAACCCAGUCUAUUCUCAGGAGUUCAAUGGAAUCAGUUGUAUGCUCUUACAUCCUGGUAUAUCUGGAAAGCUAGGUGCUUAAAAUGCUUUCAACAACAACAACAAACACCUGCGGUUACUAUUCACCAGAUAGAAAACCAUUUUCAGUUACGGAAAACCAACCCUAGUGAGCUAUCUUUCAACGGAACCCCAACCUUGGCCCAACUAGAUCAAAUUCAGAUCAUGAUACAAGUUCCAAAAUUAACAAUGAAGUGUUUCAGUAGCUGGCAUGUCCACCCUCACACGGCUAUUGUGAUUAAUGUUUUGACAGAUGAACGCGGAAAAACCAAAGGAAGAUGGGCAUGCCUCUGCGCAGUGAGCUCACUACAACAAAGCGCGGCUGUGGGAGUUAUUGAAGCAAUGAAGUGGCAUCAACACCACAAUCUCAGGAUAUGCAACAUUGAAAUGGAUGACAGCAAGCUGAUGAAGAUCUUGAAGACAAAAUGGAGUCUGCCUCAACAGGCUACUCACGUUGCCCUAUUUGAACACAAUGUUGAACUCUUUUCUUAUUUUCGCAAAUUAAACUGUAAUUCCCUAAGGCAAGAUUGGAAGACCACAAUCCAAUCCAUGGCCAAAGAUUAUGCCCCAUCCACUGGAGACGGUGGUGCCUAUUUCUCUAUGUUUGAUUGUAAUAUGUAUGUCCCAAACAAUGCUUCUCACUCCUUUCUGGGGAGCUAG